GAUGUGACAUCUGUCACAUCGCGCGGGUCCACGUGCGUUUCGUUGCGCUCGUCCGUUUGAGCAAAUUUUCCAUCACGCUUCUUUUGUUUCCGAAGAUGGAUAAAGAUUCGUCCGCGAGAAAGAGACUCGAUUACAACGACAAGAUCGUUCUAGCGCCAAUGGUGCGCAUCGGAACCCUUCCGAUGCGUUUGCUCGCUCUUGAUUACGGCGCGGAUAUUGUUUACACCGAGGAACUGAUCGACAGGAAGCUGCUUCGUUCGUUUCGCCGGGAGAAUGAUGUUCUAGGCACGAUUGAUUAUAUUGAUCAGACGGAUGGUACUGUAGUGUUUCGUACUUGUUCUCGGGAAAAGGAACGCUUGGUCCUGCAAAUCGGCACGUCCGAUCCGGAGAGAGCGGUCGAAGUUGCGCGUAUGGUCGAAAAGGAUGUUGCAGGCAUUGACGUCAACAUGGGUUGUCCGAAGAAGUUCUCCUUGCUUGGCGGAAUGGGCGCGGCUCUUCUCAAAGAGCCCGGGAAAGCGGUCGAUAUUCUGAACAAAUUGGUUGAAAAUGUCGCGAUUCCGAUAACUUGCAAGAUACGCGUGCUGUCCGAUCUCGAGGAGACUCUCCGGCUUUGCGACACCUUCGCCGCCACCGGAAUCGCGGCCAUUGCCGUUCACGGUCGCACGAUCGAGGAGAGACCGCAACAUCCCAAUCGCAAUCACGUUCUCAGGGAGAUCUCGAACAGACUUUCGAUACCGGUUAUCGCGAACGGCGGUUCCAGAGACAUUCAAACCUAUUCGGAUAUACUCAGGUUUAAGGAAGAAACGGGUUGCAGCAGCGUGAUGCUUGCGCGCGCGGCCGAAUGGAAUUGCUCGGUGUUUCGCAAGGAGGGUCCGCUCCCGAUGGAGGACGUUAUAAAGUCAUAUUUGAAGUACGCGGUUGACUGCGACAAUUCGCCUUCGAAUACGAAAUACUGCGUGCAGAAUAUUCUACGGGAGUUGCAGGAAUCUCCUCUGGGCAGAAGAUUCCUCGACUCGCAAACGCUUGAACAGAUAUGCGAAGUGUGGGAAUUGGGCGAUUAUUGCCGAUCCAGAAGCAAAGAGUUUCGAAACAACGGUUUGUUGGAUCGAUUUCACGUGUCGCCGAUAAUUCUCGACACGGCGAACGGUUGCGGCGAUUCUCGCAAGAGAAAAAUCGACGAGGACAACGACGUCUCCUCGAUGCGUUGCGCGUUUUUGAGAAACAGCUACACCUCGGAUUUGGAUCUGCCUAAGACGCGAUUGCUCAAAUGGACCAAAGAAAAUCGCAAGAAGAUGCCGGUUUACAACACACGUCAAGAGGACAAACUGUUCUGUUCCGUGGUCACUGUUGACGGCAAGAAAUACGGUUCCUCUUUCUGGGAGAAGAACAAAAAAUACGCCGAACAAGGAGCCGCUCUGGUGUGUCUCUACUUCCUGGGGAUUGUCGACCAGGAGAGUCUCACGGCCGGUGGUAACAUUCCUUUACGAUGACAUCGACUUUUUUAUUCGAUCACUUGUACAUUUCGUAUACGGUCACACAUUUUAUAAAUUAUAUUUUAUAUGUUAUAUAAAAAGUUUGUAAUAUACAUACAUACAUAUACAUAUAUAUAUGUAAAUACUGACCCGUUAACUAAGAAUUCACAGACCUAUUUGCUGUCGGUUCAAUAAUUUAGAUAAAUUGAUAAUAUUGCGAAGUGUGCGUCAGGGUCACCAUUUUAUUUAUUGUUUUCAGUUUGAAAAUCAAUGAACGUUUCACAUGCGAUGUAUAUAUCUUACCACGUUGGCAUUUUUUGCGAUACAUAUAAUUCAUGCGCGCAUACAUAUUUAUAAAUUUCUCUUUAUUCAUUUAUAAAAAAAACGAGAGAGAAAGAUUAUAUCUCAAUUUGUGCGGCACCGAAACGUCAAAGAAAAACUUGUCCGCGCGCAUCUCUCACGUGACGUCUCGCGCGAGAAAUGUGAUGUAAAAUUUGUUAAUUAAACGCGAAACAACGACGCGAUUGAAGUAACAAAUGUGUUACGUUAAGU
This is a messenger RNA of Pseudomyrmex gracilis, 2024 nucleotides long. It is a transcript of the gene Dus2, whose product is annotated as tRNA-dihydrouridine(20) synthase [NAD(P)+]-like. Gene Ontology annotation, cellular component: cytoplasm. Gene Ontology annotation, molecular function: flavin adenine dinucleotide binding; tRNA dihydrouridine synthase activity; tRNA binding. Gene Ontology annotation, biological process: tRNA dihydrouridine synthesis. NCBI's taxonomy places the organism in Eukaryota, Metazoa, Arthropoda, Insecta, Hymenoptera, Formicidae. The transcript has 5 exons. The coding region runs from base 96 to 1490 and encodes 464 amino acids. The record is from RefSeq and is a predicted model, not a curated record.